CACACAACACUCGUCUCCUCUCCUCUCAUCUGACAUCUCCUCCCGUCCCUUGGAAGCCUCUCGAAUCGCAUCGCCCCUCGCGCAGAUGGCGGCGGCCGCCGACGUGAAGCUGGAGAAUCUCCGCGCCGCCGUCGACAAGCUCGACCAGAUCAGCGAGAACGAGAAGUCCGGGUUCAUCAGCCUCGUGUCGCGCUACCUCAGCGGCGAGGCGGAGCAGAUCGAGUGGAGUAAGAUCCAGACCCCGACCGAUGAGGUGGUGGUUCCAUACGACACACUCUCGCCGGCUCCCGAAGAUCUCAGCGAGACGAAGAAGCUGCUCGACAAGCUUGUCGUGCUCAAGCUCAAUGGAGGGCUCGGGACGACCAUGGGCUGCACUGGUCCCAAGUCUGUCAUUGAAGUCCGCAAUGGCUUUACGUUUCUAGACCUUAUUGUGAUUCAAAUUGAGUCCCUGAACAAGAAGUAUGGAUGCAAUGUCCCUUUGCUUCUAAUGAACUCAUUCAACACUCAUGAUGACACACAGAAGAUCGUUGAGAAGUACUCCAACUCCAACAUCGAAAUUCACACUUUCAACCAGAGCCAAUAUCCGCGCAUUGUUACUGAAGACUUCUCGCCACUUCCAAGCAAGGGGAAAACUGGCAAGGAUGGCUGGUAUCCCCCAGGCCAUGGUGAUGUGUUCCCCUCCUUGAACAACAGUGGAAAACUUGAUAACUUGUUGGCACAGGGCAAGGAGUAUGUCUUUGUUGCGAACUCAGACAACUUGGGUGCUAUCGUUGACAUCAAGAUCUUAAACCACCUGAUCCACAACCAGAACGAGUACUGCAUGGAGGUUACUCCAAAAACAUUGGCUGAUGUUAAAGGUGGUACCCUCAUCUCUUACGAAGGGAGAGUUCAGCUCUUGGAGAUUGCUCAAGUCCCUGAUGAGCAUGUGAAUGAAUUCAAGUCAAUUGAGAAGUUCAAGAUUUUCAAUACCAACAACCUAUGGGUGAACUUGAAGGCCAUCAAGCGGCUGGUAGAAGCUGAAGCGCUUAAGAUGGAAAUCAUUCCUAACCCUAAGGAAGUUGAUGGUGUGAAAGUCCUGCAACUCGAAACUGCAGCUGGAGCAGCCAUUCGGUUCUUCGAAAAAGCAAUUGGCAUUAAUGUUCCCCGUUCAAGGUUUCUGCCGGUGAAGGCUACAUCUGAUUUGUUGCUUGUACAGUCUGAUUUGUACACCUUGGUUGAUGGCUUUGUCAUCCGCAACCCAGCCAGAACAAACCCAACAAACCCUUCAAUUGAGCUUGGACCUGAGUUCAAGAAGGUCGCCAAUUUCCUGGCCCGGUUUAAAUCAAUCCCCAGCAUUGUCGAUCUUGACAGCUUGAAGGUCUCUGGUGAUGUCUGGUUCGGCGCUGGAAUUACACUCAAGGGCAAGGUGACCAUCACUGCCAAGUCUGGAGUGAAGUUGGAGAUCCCAGAUGGAGUCGUGCUUGAGAACAAGGACAUCAACGGCCCGGAGGAUCUUUGAGGCUGCUCACAGAGACCUACAGACCCCGUUUUGCUGAGCAUAUUUUGUAAUUGUCGUGUGCAUUCGGCAGCUUGGGUUCGAUGAGCCCAUUACAGAAUAAUUGUAAUCCUCUUGGUGCAUCUGUACUAGUGUUUUUGGUGUGCCAAGGACGUGUAUUCCAUUUACUUAAAUGAUCCCGUAAUAUCAUAGUUUUGCAUACACU
Molecule: messenger RNA, 1700 nt
Organism: Oryza brachyantha (malo sina)
Lineage: Eukaryota; Viridiplantae; Streptophyta; Magnoliopsida; Poales; Poaceae
Product: UTP--glucose-1-phosphate uridylyltransferase
Exons: 21
Coding region: 86-1498 (470 amino acids)
Biological process (GO): glycogen metabolic process; UDP-alpha-D-glucose metabolic process
Cellular component (GO): cytoplasm
Molecular function (GO): UTP:glucose-1-phosphate uridylyltransferase activity
Source: RefSeq, a predicted model, not a curated record